AUGCCCGACGCCAGCGACACCGCCGCCGUGGUGCGGGAGAUACACAAGGCGGCCGGGCGGGGCGACGCAGGCAGGCUGCGGGCCCUGCUGCGGCGGCACCCGGGGCUGGCAAACGACACGCUGGCCCCCAGCGGGCCCACCCCGCUGCUCACAGCGGCGGGGUAUGGCCGGCUGGCGUGCGUGACAGCCCUGCUGGAGGCCGGUUCAACCGUAGAAGCAGCUGACAACAUGCACGGCACAGAGCUGCACUAUGCCGCCAUGCGUGGCCACGCGCACUGCCUGCCGACGCUGCUGGCAGCGGGCGCCGACGUGGAGGCGGUUAACAGCCAGCGGCGGACGCCGCUGGGCGUGGCGGCCCACGGCGGCCACGCAGGCUGCGCGGGGGCGGAUGUCAAUGCCAUGGGCAACUGUGGGGAGACCGCCCUCAGCUGUGCAGCAAGCUGGUCUGCGUGGGGCAGCGAGGCGAGCCUGCGGGUGCUGAUCGGGGCAGGCGCCGACGCCUCCGACGCCAACGCCAGGGGCGAGACGCCGCUGCACAGGGCUGCAGGCAGCGGCAACGAGGCGGCGGCGCGGGUCCUGCUGGCGGCGGGGGCGGCGGCGGAUGCUGCAGACAGGCGUGAGGGCUGA
Molecule: messenger RNA, 627 nt
Organism: Chlorella variabilis
Lineage: Eukaryota; Viridiplantae; Chlorophyta; Trebouxiophyceae; Chlorellales; Chlorellaceae
Exons: 2
Coding region: 1-627 (208 amino acids)
Molecular function (GO): protein binding
Source: RefSeq, a predicted model, not a curated record